UUCACAUCUUAUCUCUCAUUAUUCCUCAAAAAGAAAAUUACAAGAGAUGACUGCUGCCAUUUUGUUAAGGUCGUUAGGUUUUUUUAUACUCCUUCACUGUGUACUUGGCAGUGCUGCGGAUCCAACUGAAGGCUUUGUACAGCUCCCAUUUAACACUUCUUAUUACUAUAUCCAGAAACCCUAUGACUUGAAAGUAAGCCAACGGUAUAGCUUUGAGGAUGGAGUCCACAGGCUUUGGGUCUACUCCACUGAUAAGCCUUUGGCCAAGAGUAGUCCUACCAGGCCUCGAUCAGAAGUCAUAAUCAAUGGAUAUAAUUACACUUCUGGGAUAUGGCAAUUUGAAGGAUAUGCGUACGUGCCAUCAGGGACAUCUGGUGUAUGUAUAUUUCAAGUGUUUGGGGCCAGUCCUAAUGCCACCAUUACUACAACCCUUAUGCUUAGAGUGUACAAUGGGACACUGAAGUACUACACUGACCCAAUGCUUCUUCCAGAAAUUUACGACAGAUGGUUCAGAGUAAAUGUAAUUCACGACAUGGAUGGCAACAGAGCCAUGGCUUACAUUGACGGAGUUAAAUUAUACGAGGGGCCUGGCCGUGGUGGCGAAUUUCAUUUCUUCAAGUUUGGUGUUUAUGCCCAGAAAAAUGAUUCCUAUUACAUGGAGUCUCGCUGGAAGGGAAUCAAGAUUUUUAACAAAACUUCAACUCCAUGGGUCGACGAGUCUGGUGAGAAACAUGAUCCAUUCACGCGUCAUCAUCGUCCCCGUCAUCAUCAUGCAGUCGAGCGUCCUCAUUAGAUUCUCUAUCAAAUAUGUACAUUCUGUAUCGAAGUAUAUCUAAUAGCCCAACCAAUAAAAUAAUGAAACUUCCUCCUUUUGAAAAAAUUGUAAAAUUAAAUAUAAGAUAUUAUUAUUACAUAAGUUAUUUUUUA
Molecule: messenger RNA, 927 nt
Organism: Ricinus communis (castor bean)
Lineage: Eukaryota; Viridiplantae; Streptophyta; Magnoliopsida; Malpighiales; Euphorbiaceae
Product: citrate-binding protein
Exons: 2
Coding region: 47-793 (248 amino acids)
Source: RefSeq, a predicted model, not a curated record